This is a messenger RNA of Penicillium canariense, 1518 nucleotides long. RefSeq lists its product as uncharacterized. The record is from RefSeq and is a predicted model, not a curated record. Gene Ontology annotation, cellular component: membrane. Lineage: Eukaryota; Fungi; Ascomycota; Eurotiomycetes; Eurotiales; Aspergillaceae. Gene Ontology annotation, molecular function: glycosyltransferase activity. The transcript is spliced from 2 exons. Bases 1 to 1518 code for a protein of 505 amino acids.
AUGCGCCAGCAGUUCUACAAGGACAACCGCAUAGUCCCCUUGGGGAUUAUGCUGUUGACGUUCUUUGUCUUUGUCUAUCAUUUUGAACUGCAUCGUCAGGACCCACAAGGCGCGAUCACCGCGGCCGCUGUUCCGAACACAUUCGUUGAACCGUCACGCCUGGAGAAUUCAGAUCCCAAUCCUAGCUCCAACUAUGCGGAUGAAGCUGUUGACCAGCCCAUUCACCAUGUCGUUCCCUCGCCAAUUCCGUCCGCCAAACUUACAAGCUCUCCUUCCUCUUCUUCCAGUCAUUCUCUUCACCCGCCGACAGGCUUGACCACCGACGAUGUGGUCCUGAUGUUCAAAACUGGCGCGUCCGUCCUGUGGAAGCGCGUUCCUAUCCACAUGGCCACCACAUUCGCUCCUCACCGCAUCAACUCCGACAACAUUCUCCUAUAUUCCGAUCACCGCGAAACCAUCGGACAGUGGGAAAUCAUCGAUAUACUCGCUAACACGUCCGACAAAGUCCGCAACUCAGAACCCUUCCAACCGUACCUCCAGCAAGAGGACUACGAAUCGCGUCAGGUUUAUGCCGAAGUUUCCAACAUGCCUGGCGACGCCGAUGGACCGACUGGGGGUUGGAAACUCGACAAAUACAAGUUUCUGCCCAUUGUCCAGCAUGCGGGGCGCAACAAGCCUCAUGCCAAAUGGUACAUCUUCAUGGAAGACGACUCCUACAUUUUCCUCCCCAAUCUUCUCCACCACUUGGAAAAAUUCAACCACAAGGACCCAUGGUACCUGGGCAGUCUGUCCUGGACCCAUGGUGACUACUUUGCUUAUGGUGGUUCUGGCUUUGCGCUGUCCCGGGGUGCCUGGGAGAAGAGCUUCGGCACCGACCCGCAGAUUGUGGAGAAAUACCAAGAAUUCACGAAGGAGCAUGGCUGCGGAGAUCAUAUCCUGGGCCACGUCUUGCACGAAUACGGCGUGCAAUUUGGCGAGACCGCUGACGACAGUCGGCUCCGCUUUGGGUUCAACCCCGAAUCGCACUGGUCGACCUGGUAUCAGCCCGCCAAUUGGUGCAAGCCAGUGUAUAGCUGGCAUCACACGCACGGCAAAGAUGUUGCCAGAUUCUACAAUCUGGAGCAGUCCUGGGACUUUGAGAAGGGUCCGUUGAGAUAUCGAGACAUUUACGAGGCGCUGGUCGCCCCGUACCUACGCCCCCGCGCAGAGUGGUGGGAUAAUUGGUCAGGCAAAUACGAGAUCAAGUCCAGCAUGGCCGCAGACGCAGAACCACCCAGCACGGUCGAAUCCAUUGAGACGUGGCGCAGGGCCUGGAAGUCUGUGGACAGCUGCGAGGCCGCUUGCAUAGCUUGGGCUGACUGCGUGCAGUGGUCCUUCUACGAAGACCGGUGUAAGAUGGACAGUAUGGUUCUCCUGGGCAAUGGCAUUCCUGAAGGCGAUUCCAGACGGCAGACUAGCCUGCCGUGGGUCAGCGGAUGGCUGUCGAGUCGGAUUGAAAACUGGGCUUGCGAAGAAUGA